This is a messenger RNA of Morchella importuna, 777 nucleotides long. RefSeq lists its product as uncharacterized. Gene Ontology annotation, cellular component: elongator holoenzyme complex. NCBI's taxonomy places the organism in Eukaryota, Fungi, Ascomycota, Pezizomycetes, Pezizales, Morchellaceae. Gene Ontology annotation, biological process: tRNA wobble uridine modification. The coding region runs from base 1 to 777 and encodes 258 amino acids. The record is from RefSeq and is a predicted model, not a curated record. The transcript is spliced from 3 exons.
AUGACACGAACAUCAGAUAAACCUCAUUACGCCUCACUACCUGGCGAAGAUGAACUGGUUCUCGUUACAUCCGUGCUCGGUGCUAGUGCUAGCUGGCUUGCACAUGCAUUUCUGAAAGAAGCUCUUACUGCGGGUGAAAGAGCUGUUGUAUUCGUGAGCUUUACAAGAGACCUGGGAUUCCAUAGUGAAUGUCUCAGGAAACUAGGGAUUGACCUCACUGCAUAUGGCGCAAAAGGCCGGUUCACAUUCGUCGAUGGGCUCUCCAAGUUAUUUUCACCCUCUACACCUGGCCCUAGUAGCGCUGCUGCCGGAGCUUUAUCCGCUACAGGCGGGAUAAAGGGGAUUAUGAAUGGCAUCACGCAGGCGGUUAGGCGUCUUACGGCAGGAAGCGGGAAGCCGUUGCUGAUACUGGAGAACCCGGAAUUUUUAUCGGCUGCGCUGGAGAGUGUGGGUGUAGUCGAGAUGGGAGAUAUGGUCAUGGAAUUACGGGAGAUAUCAUACGGAGUGAUAAUAAUGGUUAACGCUGAUUCCGCAUUCCUUCAAGAGCCAAGAACAAGGCUGGAAAUUGACCAUACAGCAUUUGUGAUUAAUCUAUCACAUAGUGCAGCGUGGACAGUAGGAUUGCGAUUACUAGACACGGGAAUCGCGAAGGAUGUUAGUGGUGUCAUCCGGGUCACUCGAGGGGUGGGAGAUACCAGCGCAGAAGAAAAGGAAGUGCUGUAUUAUGUUGGAGAUGGAGCAGUAGAGGUUUUUGACAGAGGGCAAGUUAGAGGAUAG